Linum trigynum is the source of this 246-nucleotide messenger RNA. NCBI's taxonomy places the organism in Eukaryota, Viridiplantae, Streptophyta, Magnoliopsida, Malpighiales, Linaceae. The record is from the annotation of a GenBank genome assembly.
AUGGCGGAAGGAAAGGAACGAGCUCCUGUUGCUGCUCCUCCUCCGGUCGCCGCCUUCGACGUUGAGCAACCGUCGUCGCCCCGCUCUCCCUCCGAUCCUUCCUCCUCCUCAUCCCCUUCCUCGUCGCCCUCCGGCCAGACUCGCCUCCUCUCCGCGAUGCCCAAUCUCAAAGUGCCGGUAGUUGCGUCGCGGCGGGAAGAUGACGUCGACGGGUGCAGGUCCACCGGUGCCGCCCCAGGAGAAUAA